GAGGAGGAGGAGGCCAGGCCCAUAAACUAUCAUCCUCGCGGAACCUUCCGCUGCUAACGGUCAAGUACGCGGAGAACCAUGGCUGAAGUGCACGUGAUCGGGCAGAUCAUAGGGGCCACCGGUUUCUCUGAAAGCAGCCUUUUCUGCAAGUGGGGCAUCCACACAGGAGCUGCAUGGAAGCUUCUGUCAGGUGUCCGGGAAGGCCAGACACAAGUGGACACACCCCAGAUAGGGGACAUGGCCUACUGGUCCCAUCCCAUUGACCUGCACUUCGCUACCAAAGGUCUGCAAGGUUGGCCUCGACUCCAUCUCCAGGUGUGGUCCCAGGACAACUUUGGCCGCUGCCAGCUUGCCGGCUAUGGCUUUUGCCAUGUGCCUAGCAGCCCAGGCACUCAUCAGCUGGACUGCCCUACGUGGAGGCCCCUGGGCAGUUGGCGAGAGCAGCUAGCGCGGGCCUUCGUGGGCGGUGGGCCACAGCUGUUGCACGCAGACACCAUCUACAGUGGGGCUGACCGCUAUCGCCUGCACACUGCCGCGGCUGGCACUGUGCACCUUGGUAUCGGCUUGCUCUUGCGCCAUUUUGAUCGCUAUGGUGUGGAGUGUUGAGGGGCUUCACCGCCACUAGUCACCAUCGCCCACAGCUCUGGGCACUCUUGAGCACGGGAUGGCACAGCAGUCAAGAACUUGGAACUCUGCACACUGUCAGUCCUGACCUCACCCAAGUGGCCCUCGUGCCCAACUAGGACAGCAAGGCCAGGAACUCUCCCGAGGCCCAUGCCCCACUGUAAGUCUGUGGACUGUCUGGCAUGUGGGGUCACUUAAUAAAAACAUGCAUUUCUCAUUGGUAUGGCGCCGCUUCCUUGU
Acomys russatus (golden spiny mouse) is the source of this 864-nucleotide messenger RNA. It is a transcript of the gene B9d2, whose product is annotated as B9 domain containing 2. Gene Ontology annotation, cellular component: MKS complex. The coding region runs from base 79 to 606 and encodes 175 amino acids. The record is from RefSeq and is a predicted model, not a curated record. Gene Ontology annotation, biological process: cilium assembly. NCBI's taxonomy places the organism in Eukaryota, Metazoa, Chordata, Mammalia, Rodentia, Muridae. The transcript is spliced from 4 exons.